UCUAUAAAUACAAAUGGAAAUCUUAGGUUUGCUUACAGACAAGUGUGUGUAAUUGAAGGAAAGAAAUAGAAAAGAGUCCUAAAAUGUCGAAUGUUUUGAAAGAACCUCGGAUUGUGGUCAAAAAGUUUCUGGCUAGGCCUCAGCAUGAAGGUGUUGGAGCCAUUGUCAGACGAAGCAUAGGAAGGUUUGAACUCAAAUACUUUGAUCCUUUCCUCGUGCUGGAUGAAUUCUCUGUUUCUGCACCUGCUGGGUUUCCUGAUCAUCCACACAGAGGGUUUGAAACAGUCACCUACAUGUUGCAGGGUGCUGUAACACAUGAAGAUUUUGAGGGACAUAAGGGGACAAUAGGAGUAGGUGAUUUGCAAUGGAUGACUGCUGGAAGAGGGAUUCUUCAUUCAGAAAUGCCUGCAGCGCAGGGAACUCAAAAGGGCUUACAGUUGUGGAUCAACCUCUCCUCCAAAUAUAAAAUGAUUGAGCCAAGGUAUCAAGAAAUAGCAAGCAAGGACAUAGCAGAAGCUUCAAAAGAUGGUGUCAAUGUCAGAGUCAUAGCAGGGGAGGCCUUAGGAACCAAGUCACCUAUAUACACAAGAACACCCACCAUGUAUUUGGACUUCACUCUCAACCCUGGAACCCAUUUGGAGCAACCAAUACCUGUUUCUUGGAAUGCCUUUGUGUAUGUCUUGGAAGGUGAGGGGGUGUUUGGUAACUUAAAAUCAUUGGCUGUGACAUCUCACCAUCUUCUUCUUCUGGGCACCGGGGAUGGGCUUGAGGCUUGGAACAAGUCAUCGAAACCGCUUCGAUUUAUUCUGGUUGGGGGUGAACCGUUAGGUGAACCGGUGAUGCAGUUGGGUCCAUUUGUAAUGAACACUCAAGAAGAGAUUGAUUAGACUAUUGAAGAUUAUGAGAGUUAUAUCAAUGGGUUUGAGAAAGCGAGGCAUUGGAGAUCUGAAGCUAUUCUUAGCGUAGAUCAUUAAAUUGUGUUUGAAUCUUGGAUGUGUUUGAGAGGUAUUUGCAAAGGAAAAAUGAAUGGAAAAAUAAAUGAAAUAUAAUUUUUUUCUUUUUA
Molecule: messenger RNA, 1063 nt
Organism: Camellia sinensis
Lineage: Eukaryota; Viridiplantae; Streptophyta; Magnoliopsida; Ericales; Theaceae
Source: RefSeq, a predicted model, not a curated record